Adineta ricciae is the source of this 1218-nucleotide messenger RNA. The record is from the annotation of a GenBank genome assembly. Lineage: Eukaryota; Metazoa; Rotifera; Eurotatoria; Adinetida; Adinetidae.
AUGAAAAACGAUCAGCAACCGCAGAACGAAAUAGAGGACCAGGAUUACGAUUUGAACUUUUACGAUCUACUUGAAGGUAUCACCGAUAGAAUCGACGCAAUUUCUCAACGAAUUGAAGAACAUAAGCAAGACUCGCGACAACGAUGGCAACGAACCAAAGGGGAAGUUGAUGAGCAAAAGCGUUUACUGAAAAUUCAACUUGAAAAGCGCGUUCAAAUACUCUCCGAGAAUUUGAAGAAGCCAGAUUUUAUUCGUACAAGAGACAAGAUUACAUUUACAGUCGGUGUCGCUAACACUUGUUUUUCUCCAUUGAUUGCUGGACAAUGGCCACACCUAUUACCAAUUGUUUAUACAAUUCAAGCACUUUUCUUGAUCACCCUUCGAUUUUUUAUCUAUAAACAUAAACAUUGGCAUUAUUUUAUUUAUGAUCUAUGUUACUAUGCUAAUUUAUUAACACUGAUCUAUAUAUGGAUUUUACCGACAUCAGAAAUACUUUUCUCUGUUUGCUACACAUUAGCACAUGGGCCAUUAGCUGUGGCGAUUAUUCUAUGGAGAAACUCGUUGGUUUUUCACAGUUUCGAUAAAGUAACAAGUAUUUUCAUUCAUAUGUACCCACCAUUGACAAUGUUUACACUUCGUUGGCUUGUACCGAUUGAACAUCAAAUCAAGCACUAUCCAGCUAUUAUUAACGUUGGCAGUACGCUUCCAGUGGGUCGAACCAUUCUCUACACGAUUCUGUUCUAUUCGGUUUGGCAAGCAUUGUAUUUCAUAUUUAUUGUGUAUGGUCGGCGAGAAAAAGUUCAAAGUGGCUCCCGAGUGACAUCUUACACAUGGUUAUUGAACGAUAAGAAAGGUUUUGUCGCUCGUCUCGUGGACAAAGUUGGCUUUGCAGAAUCUGAUAAUGAAAUUAACAUCUACAAGGUUCUCUUCUAUUUCCUUCUACAGUUUGCGUACAUGUUAAUUUCGAUUUUACCUGUUUGUCUAUGGUAUUACCAAUAUAAGUAUAUCAAUGCGAUAUUUCUAUGUUCUGUGUUUGCUGUAAGCGUUUAUAAUGGCGCUUCAUUUUAUAUUGAGGUGUUCUCGCGUCAAUAUAUCAAAAGUCUUGAACUCUUACAAGGAUGGGAAAAUCCCGGUGCAGAUAAAUCAUCGUCUUCAACGCAUCAGUCAUCGAAAACCGAGUCACAUAAAAUUGAUGAACAAAACAAAAAAACCUCGUAG